UAAUAGAAGUUUUCUAGGCUUCUUCAAUUAUUUCUCACAAAAACUAGUCUCAAUUCCUCUUUUUUUUUAUUUUUUCCCCUGUGAUUUCCUUGUCCAUAAAGACAUCUAAACAUAGAAAACAUUGUUAGGAAGAUGAGAAGAUGAAUCUUGGAUCUUGUCUCAGAUUUCCUUAGGUAUUGGUCUAUACACUUUGGGCCAUAAGGAAACAUAGGACUGUGAGAUUUUAAAGAGAGAGGAAGUCUUACGAACAAAAAAAGUGUUGCUUGCUACUAAUAGAAAUGUAGAGGAACUUAAUGAUUGUUGCCAGUCUUCCUGGUUAUUGGUCGUGUUGCUGUGGCAUUCUUCUGUUGUAGGAAUGCUUUAAUUUUUGGGGGGAUGAAAUUGUUAAGAAAGUCAGAGAGGAGAACUUUAGAGGACAAGUGAGAUUUAUUUCAUCUGGCGUAUAGUUUUUCCUACACCUGUUUGCUGUUUACCAGCAAGUUUAUGGUCUUGAUCAAUAUAGGAUGCUGAGUCUGUAUCUGAUGUUGAGGAUUGUGUAGAUUCCUCUGCUUUACAGUCUUGAGCUGUUCAGGUUAAAGAUGUUACAGUAGUCCACCCAAGCACAUUCAGUUCUGUGAAGUGUUAAAAUACCCUGAAAAUUAGAAGCUACAGUAGUAAAGGAAAAAACCUCCAAACAACCAAAAUUAAAGACAAAUUGAUUAGAGUCUGAUAAAAUUUUGAAUCCAUGGUGCUGUUUGGCUUCUAGUCUCCAACUCCCGCUAUGAUGGUCUGGUAAGUCAGACAAAGUUUUGAACUGAAAGAUGGAUAACAGAAGUCAGAGGGUCAGAAAUAAAUAUUUGUCUUGGUUUUCUGCUGAAAAUGUUUUUAUCUUCAGGUGUUGAGCGAGUGUGGAGCUGUCCAAAAGAAGAUAAAUCACUAGAGGAUUGUGGUUGUUUUUUUAGAAAGCAACUGACUUAUUACAACAAAUUUACUAUAUUUUAUUGUAUGUUACAAGGUUAAAUAGUUUAAGAAUAAGCUUGAGUUAUGAUCACUUCGUUUCUAAUAUACCACAAAGGUUUUUUACAUAUUGUCUGGAUAGUAGCAUUUUGUUUUAUAUUAACAAACUUAGUGGAAUCUCAAUUGUCACAUCUGUAACUGCUUUUAUUUUGUGUGGUUUGCUUGCUCAGAGUUGUAUCUAAUUCUUGCUCUGAAGUCUCCCUACUGUAUUCCCAGUUAUAAUUCAAUAGUCAGAAAGAAAACUUCUUAGCAACCACUGCUUAGAAAUGGUAGUGUAGCUUAUUCUAUAUACAAAUGUAGUUUUUGAACUGACAACUCUACCAACUUCAGUUUGUCUUGUAGAUUUACUAUCUCAAGUAUAGAUCAGCUCCUGCAUCCAUAACAGCCUGAAUCCAGAAAUACUUCAAUUGCUUUUGCUUAAAGGGAAGCCUAAGCUAAAGCUUUGUGAAUUGGAACCAGCUGUGUCUGAAGCUGGCUCAGAUGCAGCUCUGUACAGCUGUGAAACUGUCUCCAAUAUUCAGUCUGAGCCAGCAAGUGCUGCUCCAGGGUUUAGACUGGUUGAUAUUGUGCAGAGACAUUUGAGAAGUUCCACAGGGCUUGUCUUCUGUUGACAUAAAGGGCCUCUUGGUGACAAGCCUGCCCAGUCUGGGAUGGCCACUAAAUGGUACCUAUGAUGGCCAUGGCAGUUCUUCUGCAUCCCCUUCUCUGUAUUUAGCCUCUUACCCAUGUUUUGGUCCAGUUCAUUCUUAGGCCUGAAUCCUGCUGUCUGGCUGCUACAGAACAUACUGUAGUGUUGCAUGGCAAGGCCGAUGUCUUGGGCAGCCACUUCAGUCAGUGGCCAAACUCAACAAAACGUGUCCUUAUUCAAUGUACUUGCAAGCUAAGUGGUUCUGGAAUGGCAGUCUUGUCAGAUUUGAAUUCAAGAAAGCCAUAGGGAGAAAAUAGAGCCUUUUUAAAAGUUCUAAGUGCAAAUAUGAGCUUUGAGGUUUGCUUUAGACUUCAUAGAAGUUUCUGAACAGUGACUGUCAUCAGUUUCAGUUCUACAGAAGUAGGUAGCUGUGCUUUUAUUCCCAUGUAGGAGAGAAGGAAGAUUCAGGUAAUGUCUGACAUGCUUGGAUUACAGUAAUAACUUGCAUAUAUUCUGUGCAAAGGUAAUUUGAGUGAUCCAGUCCUGUUGAGUGAAAUGUAUGUAAUAAUUUAAGAUUUGAAUAGUUCUGUUCUACAGUCUUAGGCUGGUGAUGCUUAUUUGUAGUGACAAGUGUUUCUGGUUCUGCAACAACUGAGCUAAGUUAAAUGUGUAUAAUGUAAAACUAACUUUAAAACUUUUGUUGUUGUGGGGAGUACACAGUUCCUGGAAGUGACAUUUUGGUUUAGCAGUGCUUUUGUGUUGGUCUUCUGGUGCAACAUACAGUGUCCUUGGACCAAUCUUUCAGUGAACAAAGCAGGUCCUUAAGAAUGUUGCAUUAAUCCUUGCUUUAACUUAAAAUAAUUUUCUAAUCUGCAAAUGAAAUAAUUGUUCAAAGGUUAUGUUUAGUUAGUCAGAGUUGCCAAAUAUGGAAGAAGAAAAUCAAAAUGGUUUUUCAGGUUUUGUUGUGGUUUUUUUUGUUUGUUUUGUUUUUUAAUUAAAAACCAAACUGUCUUUUGCUUCCGGAGAUUAGCCACAGAGUAACUUCAGUCACAUCUCAGCUAUGUUGUUGACUCUGAGCAUUCUAUUAAAUUUCUUAGAAAUCUUUCAUAUAAAUGGAAUGGGCUUGAAUGAUCACUUCAGAGGGUUAUUAAUUUUAUGAAUAACUAGGAUUCUCAAGGUCCUUGCCUGAAUUGGAACAUGGCUUAAAUGGGGUGUUUCCAUUAGAUUACUGACAGAGUGCAGCAUUAUAAGCUCCAUACAAGCGCAGUAAAAAUUAAUGAUGCUGUUUCAUCCCAUAAGAGAUUUUACUUUCUUUGCUACUAAUACUUAGUUCAUCUUUGAAGUGUGAUUAUUUUUCAUAAUUUAGAGACUGUUUUGAAGCAGAAGUUCAACAUUUAUUUACUGUGUGCUUCUGUUUUUUUGUAAACAUUUUCAUACUCUAUCAACUAAAGUGCCUGCUAGGAAGUUUAAGGACAGGGUACACCAUAUAUAAUCUGGUACAGUCUAAUCCUGUUUUGUGGACUCACGUAAAAUAUUGAUACAUCAGGCGGAAAUUGUUAUUCCUAGUAUUUCCAGAUGUUUAAUAGCAAAAUUAAAGGACUGAAAUUGUGUUUAUAUGUAAGGAAGGACUGGGGGCAAGGUUGUGCUUUCAUGGUAUAAUGCAUGAGUAUGGUUACAGUUAAAGGUUUGUGUAAGUUAGAUGCCAACUGACAUAUUUUAAUGGGUGUGUUUGCAUGUUAAUUUCUACUGUACACCUAUGAGCUAAGUUUAAAAACAAACGCUUCCCCUGAUUCCACCUAAGGUUAAAUAUCCUACAUCUAGGAAACAAAAAAGUGACAUGGUUUUCUUUCAGGAAUGAAGACAUUAACUGUGACAUUAAAGGGGAGGGAUUCCUGUGAAUUUUAUUCGGUAAAAAAUUUUGCUGUUAUUUAUCUUGUGGAUAUCACUGAAGUACCAGACUUCAACAAGAUGUACGAGUUGUACGAUCCCUGUACCGUCAUGUUUUUCUUCAGGAAUAAACACAUCAUGAUUGAUUUAGGUACAGGCAAUAACAACAAGAUCAACUGGGCAAUGGAAGAUAAACAAGAGAUGAUUGACAUUAUAGAAACUGUUUAUAGAGGAGCCCGCAAAGGUCGAGGUUUGGUGGUAUCACCAAAAGAUUAUUCCACUAAAUACAGAUACUAACAUGUCUUUGGGGCUGUGUUUUGUUGUUGUUUUUUUCAAUUGUACAUUGACUUAAAUUUAUUCUUGUGUGUGUACAUAUAUAUAUUAAAAAAAAAACAACAAACCCCUGCAAAUCCUUCAA
Apus apus (common swift) is the source of this 3929-nucleotide messenger RNA. It is a transcript of the gene TXNL4A, whose product is annotated as thioredoxin like 4A. The record is from RefSeq and is a predicted model, not a curated record. Gene Ontology annotation, biological process: mRNA splicing, via spliceosome. Gene Ontology annotation, cellular component: spliceosomal complex; U5 snRNP; U4/U6 x U5 tri-snRNP complex. NCBI's taxonomy places the organism in Eukaryota, Metazoa, Chordata, Aves, Apodiformes, Apodidae. Bases 3479 to 3808 code for a protein of 109 amino acids. The transcript is spliced from 3 exons.